AUGCCCCGUGCCUUCCUGGUCAGGAGUCGGCGUCCACAGCCAUCCAACUGGGGCCACUUGCCUGACCAGCUCCGGGGAGAUGCCUAUGUCCCAGACUGCAGCAACCAGCAGGGCUCAUCAGCACACCAGUCUUCUGGCCUUGGGGACUCUUGGGCAGCGCCUAUGCAGGGCAGUCUGGCCUCCACUCCCAGGGGCCCUGGGACACUUGGCUGCCCACUCUGCCCCAAGGCCUUCCCUUUGCAGCGCAUGCUGACACGGCACCUCAAGUGCCACAGCCCUGCACGCCGCCACGUGUGCCGCUGCUGUGGCAAGGGCUUUCACGAUGCCUUCGACCUCAAGCGCCACAUGAGGACUCACACUGGGAUCCGGCCAUUCCGCUGUGGAGCUUGCGGGAAAGCAUUUACUCAGCGCUGCUCACUUGAAGCUCAUCUUGCUAAGGUGCACGGGCAGCCAGCCAGCUACGCUUAUCGUGAGCGCCGGGAGAAGCUGCACGUGUGUGAGGACUGUGGCUUCACAUGCUCGCGGCCUGACACCUAUGUGCAGCACCGUGCCCUGCACUGUGUUGAGACUGUGCACCCACACAACACAUGAGAGGC
Molecule: messenger RNA, 596 nt
Organism: Lynx canadensis (Canada lynx)
Lineage: Eukaryota; Metazoa; Chordata; Mammalia; Carnivora; Felidae
Gene: OVOL3
Product: ovo like zinc finger 3
Exons: 4
Coding region: 1-591 (196 amino acids)
Biological process (GO): regulation of transcription by RNA polymerase II; epidermal cell differentiation
Cellular component (GO): nucleus
Molecular function (GO): DNA-binding transcription factor activity, RNA polymerase II-specific; RNA polymerase II cis-regulatory region sequence-specific DNA binding
Source: RefSeq, a predicted model, not a curated record